UGUUGGGAUAAAUGCAUACAAGCUGAGGUAUGCCCUUGCUUUACAUUCGAGGGCAAACACGAUGGAAAGAAAUGCUCGCGCUCGACGGGAACAAGCAGGAGGAUGGGUCAGGCCUAAGACGGCGGUCUUUGCUGCAGGUCUUCAGGUUUCCAUUUUGGCUGGCCACCUGCUUGGGGUCGGAAGACCUCCAGGCCUGCAGGGGGCGCCUGGCGCAACGGAGCGCCCUGGUCCUGGGCGGGGAAGGGGCUGCGCAGUCAUGAUUACUGCCAAGGCCUCGGCGGACUCCGCUGUCCCGUCGGUGCCCGGUGCUGCGGUGGCUACCGGUGUCCCGGAGCGCGAGAAGCCAGCGUGGCCCUGGAAAGAUGCCCCGAUCCGGACGCUGGUGCAGCGCAUCCACCAGUUGCAGGCUGAGCGCGCGCAGGCCUUCCGCCGGCUGGAGGAAGGCCACCUCCAGUACCAGCGAAGCGGUCCGCCCUACGACUUCCCGCGCUACCGGAGCACGGUGCACGAGGUGACCCAGGCCUUCGCCGCCGCCUCGCGGGAGGUGCUGGCGGUGGAGGCCGAGCUGGCCGGGCCCAGAGGGCAGCCGCUGCUCGCGAGCCAUGUGCGCAGCCUGCAACAGCUGGAGCAGACGCGCCUGGCCACGGUGGCUCUGCUGCAGCUGAUGGGGGCACCAGAGCUGUCUGAGCAGGAGAAUACUCUGGAGAUGCGCCAGCUGAAGAUGAAGGUAAUUAAAACCAUGGAAGCGAUCAGCGAGGUUCUUCAGGACCUUAGAUUUGAUGCCGAAUCUGUCGAGUGAUGGAGGCUCCCCAGGGACACGCCGAGGGAUACAGAAAAUGGGGUGAAUGGCACCCAGCCCACCCCUGGACUGUCAGCUCGCUGGGGGUCACACGCCACCAGGUUGCUGACCGCCCUUGAGUUUGCUGUGACUCCCACAAUAAAGGACCUUUCAUUUCCA
This is a messenger RNA of Enhydra lutris kenyoni (northern sea otter), 958 nucleotides long. RefSeq names its product required for excision 1-B domain containing. The record is from RefSeq and is a predicted model, not a curated record. Bases 62 to 799 code for a protein of 245 amino acids. Lineage: Eukaryota; Metazoa; Chordata; Mammalia; Carnivora; Mustelidae. The transcript has 5 exons.